Messenger RNA from Dipodomys spectabilis (banner-tailed kangaroo rat), 974 nucleotides. RefSeq names its product inhibitor of DNA binding 1, HLH protein (gene Id1). The record is from RefSeq and is a predicted model, not a curated record. The coding region runs from base 91 to 555 and encodes 154 amino acids. NCBI's taxonomy places the organism in Eukaryota, Metazoa, Chordata, Mammalia, Rodentia, Heteromyidae. The transcript has 2 exons. Gene Ontology annotation, cellular component: nucleus; cytoplasm. Gene Ontology annotation, biological process: cell differentiation; circadian regulation of gene expression; negative regulation of transcription by RNA polymerase II. Gene Ontology annotation, molecular function: transcription regulator activity; protein dimerization activity.
UCUUCCUCGUUCUCCUCUCGCUCCUCACGCGCGUGGUGGCCGUCGCCUCCGUCCUCCCGGCCUGUUUUCUCGUCGCUCAUCGCCAGGAUCAUGAAGGUCGCUAGUGGUAGCGCCGCGUCCGCCGCGGGCCCCAGCUGCGCGCUGAAGGCCGGCAAGACGGCGGGGGGCGCGGGCGAGGUGGUGCGCUGCCUGUCGGAGCAGAGCGUGGCCAUCUCGCGGUGCGCGGGGGGCGCCGGCGCGCGCCUGCCCGCCCUGCUGGACGAGCAGCAGGUAAACGUGCUGCUCUACGACAUGAACGGCUGCUACUCGCGCCUCAAGGAGCUGGUGCCCACCCUGCCCCAGAACCGCAAAGUGAGCAAAGUCGAGAUCCUCCAGCACGUCAUCGACUACAUCAGGGACCUACAGUUGGAGCUGAACUCCGAAUCCGAAGUGGGGACCCCCGGGGGCCGGGGGCUCCCUGUCCGCGCCCCGCUCAGCACCCUCAAUGGCGAGAUCGGUGCUCUGGCGGCCGAGGCGGCUUGUGUCCCGGCGGACGAUCGCAUCUUGUGCCGCUAAAGCGCCGCGCUCAGGGACAGUUGGACCCCAGCCCUCCAGGAGGCCAGAGGAGUAUGGGCUCUCCGUCCUCCCUAAACACCGUGCUGGAGUCGGGAGAGAAAACAAGACCCGUCGGUGGCCAUUGCCCUUGCCGGAUUCGGGCUCCGGGCUGGAGAAAAUAGGGCAGGCCGACUGCCUUCUUCACACCUACCAUCUCUCAAGAGACUUUGGGUGGGGGGAGAGUACCUCUCCCCUCGUGUGUUUCUAUUUUUUGAAAAGCAUUUUAAAAAAUGGUCACGUUUGGUGCUUCUCAGAUUUCUGAGGAAAUUGUUUUGUAUUGUAUAUUACAAUGAUCAUGGACUGAGCAUAUUGUUUUACAAUAGUUCUGUGGGGAGGGGGGGGGUGGCUUGUUGUUAUUAAACAAAUACUUUAAUGGAAAA